UUCUGAAAGAAAAAAACAGGGGCGCUUCUUUGAUUGCCCUGUAGUAUAUAAUAUCUGUCUUCAUCUUCUAUUCUUUUAUAGUCGUCGUCGUCGUCUUCUUUUAUUGUAGUCUUCCUCCUCUUCCUCCCUGUCUUCGCGUUGUUUGUUAUGCGAGAAUGGAGUUGAAUCGGGCGGAUCACUUGAUCAUCGUAGUGGAGGGCGCCGAGUGCGAGUGCUGCGGGCUGGCGGAGGACUGCACCGCCGAGUACGUCGGCGGGGUGAAGGCGGAGUUCGCGGGGAAGUGGCUGUGCGGGCUGUGCGCGGAGGCGGCGAGGGAUGAGGCGGCGAAGAAGAAGAAGAAGGGCGGUGGCGGCGGCGGAAUGGAGGAGGCCGUGGCGGCGCACGUGUCCUUCUGCAGGAGCUUGCGCUCGAGCCCGCCGGCGGUGCGCGUGGUCGACGGGAUGAGGCAGAUGCUGCGGCGGAGGUCGGUGGAACUUCCGGCCAAGAGGUCGGAGGGGAAGUCGGAGGAGGGAUCAUCGCCAGCGGUGGGUUUUGAGGAAUAGACUCUGCUUAGCUCUGAAGGAGCUUUUGACUUUUCAGGACCU
Zingiber officinale is the source of this 584-nucleotide messenger RNA. RefSeq lists its product as uncharacterized. The transcript has a single exon. Lineage: Eukaryota; Viridiplantae; Streptophyta; Magnoliopsida; Zingiberales; Zingiberaceae. The record is from RefSeq and is a predicted model, not a curated record. The coding region runs from base 156 to 542 and encodes 128 amino acids.